Messenger RNA from Juglans regia (Persian walnut), 1230 nucleotides. Its product is annotated as STOREKEEPER protein-like. Gene Ontology annotation, biological process: regulation of DNA-templated transcription. Bases 1 to 1230 code for a protein of 409 amino acids. Gene Ontology annotation, cellular component: nucleus. The transcript has a single exon. Lineage: Eukaryota; Viridiplantae; Streptophyta; Magnoliopsida; Fagales; Juglandaceae. The record is from RefSeq and is a predicted model, not a curated record.
AUGGCUUCUAAGCGGCUUAAAGAAGACCCACCACCCGCCUAUACUUCUGGAGAAGACGAAGAGUCUGAUGAAGAUGCCGUUUCAGAUGAAGAAGUAGAAGAAAAGAAUGAAAAGUCUGAAGAUGAACAAGGUGAAGAAGACGAUGAUGAUGGGGAAGAUGAAGAAGAAGAGGAAGAAAAAUCCCCUGCAAGGAAACCCUCUGUAAACUCAUCAUCUUCUUCUAAGGUCGUCUCCAAACCCCAGACCUCAUCCGGAUCCGAAACUGAAUCCGGGUCCGCCUCUGAGUCCGAAAAGUCCCCUGCUACCCCGUCCGUCUCCGGUUUCACCAUUAAGCCGAUCACUUCCAAGCCAAUGGGAGAGCUGCCCAAGCCCAAGAAGCCCAACAAUAACAGCAACAACCAAUCCACUCCGAUCGCUGUUUCUGGGUCUUUGUCGAAGCGUGCAGCAGAGACCGACCCCAGCAACACAAAGAACCCAAAGAAGAGGAAGGUAUCGUCAUCGUCGGCCACCAACGGCGACGAUGAGGAUUCGAAGAAGCCACCCGGAACCUUACAACGGCUGUGGAGCGAGGAGGACGAGCUCGCCGUUCUCAAGGGCAUGAUCGAGUACGAGUCCAAGAAAGGGUCGAAUUCGUACGCAGACAUGGGUGCGCUCCACGAGUUCAUGAAGAGAAAACUCCACGUGGAGGUCUCCAAGGCCCAGUUGAUGGAAAAGAUUCGGAGGAUGAAGAAGAAAUACCGGACCAACUUCGAGAAAGGUGGCGAGGACAUGGUUUUCUCUAAGCCCCACGAGCACAAGGCCUUCGAGCUUUCCAAGAAGAUUUGGGGCAAUGUGGCUAACAACAAAAAUGAGCCAUCUAGCAAUCAAAAAGGCAAAGCUAAUAACGGCACUUCAGUGGCAUUGGCAUUACCAAAGCAAGAAGUGGCUAUUGGGGGAAAGGAGGAAUUGGGUAAUGGGGAGACGAAGGGUGAUGAAAAAACGGAAAACUUUGGGAUGAGUUAUCCAUGUUUGAAUGCUGCAUUGGAGACGAUGGCAGGUACGGGUUGUUUGGGGUUUGGGAAGAGUUAUACGAGGGAUUUCAUGGUGGACAUUGGAAACGCCAAAGCGAUGGAGUUGGAGAACAAGGGCAGGAAGGUGAGGGAGGCUGAGUUGGAGGCGUAUGUGAAGAAAACGGAGUUUCUUCACGAGCUAAGUAAGCUUAAGUUAGAGAUAAUGAAAAAGAGGGCUUAA